Molecule: messenger RNA, 1689 nt
Organism: Microdochium trichocladiopsis
Lineage: Eukaryota; Fungi; Ascomycota; Sordariomycetes; Xylariales; Microdochiaceae
Product: amidase
Exons: 3
Coding region: 1-1689 (562 amino acids)
Source: RefSeq, a predicted model, not a curated record
AUGUCAUUCCUCAUCCAGCGGCUCGAGCAUCGGCGAGACUGCCAGGCAAAGCAGGACGAGCGUGCCCACCGCGUCCUGGGGCUCUCCCACCUCCGCGGGCCCUUCACAAAGGCCGACAGAGCCAUCUUAGACAGACCCAUAGAAGACCUCGUCCAGGAUGUACACGACAAGGUCCUCGAUCCGGUAGACCUGCUGCACACCUACGGCAAGGUCGCCCUCAAGGCCCACGACAAGACAAACUGCGUCACCGAGAUCAUGAUUCCAGCGGCUGAGAGCUGGCUGCAGGACGGAUCAAUCAACCUCAAGGGGCCCCUAGCUGGUAUCCCCGUCAGUCUCAAGGACACCAUCUGCGUCGGCGGCUUCGAUACCACUGUCGGCUUCAGCAGCUUUGUUGGCAACAAGGAAUCCAAGGACGGCGCGGUGGUCAGGCUGCUCAAAGACGCCGGUGCGGUGCCCUACGUCAAGACCAAUCUGCCUAUCACAAUGCUGAGCUUCGAGUCGGCCAACGAUGUCUGGGGUCGAACUACAAAUCCCUACAACAGCAAGUACACACCGGGUGGCUCAACAGGUGGCGAAGCGGCGCUCCUCGCUCUAGGCGGUCGGAUUGGGGUUGGCAGUGAUGUCGCCGGCAGUGUAAGAGUGCCUGCACACUUCUCGGGCAUCUACAGCUUGCGACCCUCGACUGGGCGUUGGCCCAAACUCGGCUUUCGCACCAGUAUGCCCGGCCAGGAGGGUGUGCCCAGCGUCUACGGACCAAUGACAAGGACGCUCAAUGACCUCACCUAUUUCACUCGCGCCGUGAUGAGCAUGGAGCCUUGGAAAUACGACUACUGGGUGCACCCAAUGCCAUGGAGGCCUGACGUCGAGAAGAAAUUCGCCAAGUCAAAAAAGCUCCGGGUCGGUGUCAUGAGGACGGAUGGCGUCGUCGACCCGUCACCAGCGUGCCGUCGCGCGCUCGAGAUGACCGAGACAGCUCUGCGCAAGGCGGGCCACGAGAUUGUCGAGGUCACCAACCCGCCGUCUCCCUACGAGGCCUUGUAUCUUGGUGCUCAUCUCCUCAACGCCGAUGGCUGCCAGAUGUUCAAGUCAUUCUUCCGCUACGGAGAGAAGAAUGACCCUGGUGCGCACCAAAUGGACUGGCUCAUGAGAUUCCCCAACCCGUUCAAAUAUCUGUACUACCUCUGGGUCAAAUACGUGCGACGCGAUGACGUCUGGGCCGGCCUCAUCAAGAACUGGCGGGCCAAGUCGGCCUACGAGAACUGGCAGCUCGUUGCACGGCGAGAGGCUUACAGAACAGAGUGGUUCGAAUGGUGGAAUGCCCAAGGCUUUGAUUUCUUGCUUACGCCACCAAAUGCGACACCCGCUGUGCCGCACGAGGGCAUGCAUGACGCCGUGAGCAGCUGCGGUUAUACUUUCCUGUUCAAUCUGCUCGACUACACGGCCGGCAUCAUCCCUGUAACGCACGUCGACAAAGACCUCGACAAGCUCCCUCCGUCUUUCGACAUCAAGAAGCUCAACGGCGUUGCCCAGGGUGCAUACAAGCUCUACGAUGCCGAGGACAUGCAUGGUCUUCCCGUGGGCGUGCAAAUCGUGGGUCGCCGAUUAGAAGAGGAGAAGGUCUUGGCGAUUAUGAAGCGGGUGGAGGAUGCUUUGGGAGAUGACAAGUUCAAGCUGCUAGAGAUAGACUGA